AUGGUUUCUCUAAGUUUUAUUUUGUGUUGUGUUUUAGUAAGUAGUUGUGCAUACGCCACAAUCGUCUCUCAUGAUGGUCGUGCCAUCACUAUUGAUGGUCAUCGUCGAGUUCUUCUCUCUGGUUCUAUCCAUUAUCCUAGAAGCACCACUGAGAUGUGGCCGGAUCUUAUAAAGAAGGGCAAAGAAGGAAGUCUUGAUGCGAUCGAGACUUAUGUUUUUUGGAAUGCACAUGAACCUACUCGUCGUCAAUAUGAUUUCUCUGGAAAUCUAGAUCUUAUUCGGUUCUUGAAAACCAUUCAAAAUGAAGGAAUGUAUGGAGUUCUUCGCAUAGGACCAUAUGUUUGCGCAGAGUGGAACUACGGAGGAUUUCCAGUGUGGCUUCACAACAUGCCCGGAAUGGAAUUCAGAACUACUAAUACUGCGUUUAUGAAUGAGAUGCAAAAUUUUACGACAAUGAUAGUAGAAAUGGUCAAGAAAGAGAAGCUUUUUGCAUCACAAGGAGGUCCAAUUAUCCUUGCUCAGAUUGAGAAUGAAUAUGGAAAUGUGAUUGGAUCAUAUGGAGAAGCGGGUAAAGCAUAUAUUCAGUGGUGUGCAAACAUGGCUAAUUCUCUUGAUGUUGGUGUUCCGUGGAUCAUGUGUCAACAAGAUGAUGCUCCUCAACCAAUGUUAAACACAUGCAAUGGUUAUUAUUGUGAUAACUUUUCACCAAACAACCCCAACACUCCAAAAAUGUGGACUGAGAAUUGGACCGGCUGGUAUAAGAAUUGGGGAGGUAAAGAUCCUCACAGAACAACCGAAGAUGUUGCUUUUGCCGUUGCAAGAUUUUUCCAAAAAGAAGGAACUUUCCAGAACUAUUACAUGUAUCAUGGAGGUACCAACUUUGAUAGAACUGCGGGUGGUCCGUACAUCACAACAACAUAUGAUUACGAUGCUCCUCUUGACGAAUUUGGUAAUUUGAACCAACCAAAAUACGGACACCUGAAACAGCUUCAUGAUGUUCUUCAUGCUAUGGAGAAAACUCUCACUUAUGGAAACAUUUCCACCGUUGAUUUUGGAAAUUUAGUCACGGCAACAGUUUAUCAAACAGAAGAAGGAUCAAGUUGUUUCAUUGGAAACGUUAAUGAAACGUCAGAUGCAAAAAUCAAUUUCCAAGGAACAUCUUAUGAUGUCCCGGCUUGGUCUGUGAGCAUUUUACCGGAUUGCAAAACUGAGACUUAUAAUACCGCCAAGAUUAACACUCAAACUUCGGUGAUGGUUAAGAAAGCGAAUGAAGCUGAGAACGAGCCUUCGACUUUGAAAUGGUCAUGGAGACCAGAGAACAUCGACAGUGUCCUCUUGAAAGGGAAAGGAGAAUCUACAAUGAGACAGUUGUUUGAUCAGAAAGUAGUAAGCAAUGACGAAAGUGAUUAUCUUUGGUACAUGACUACGGUUAAUCUCAAAGAACAAGAUCCGGUUUUGGGGAAAAAUAUGUCUCUUCGUAUCAACAGUACUGCUCAUGUUCUUCACGCUUUUGUCAAUGGACAACAUAUUGGUAAUUAUCGCGUUGAAAAUGGAAAGUUUCACUAUGUUUUUGAGCAAGACGCAAAGUUCAACCCUGGUGCUAAUGUCAUUACUCUCCUUAGCAUAACCGUAGGCCUUCCGAACUAUGGUGCUUUCUUCGAAAACUUUUCGGCUGGAAUCACUGGACCCGUUUUUAUCAUUGGAAGAAAUGGUGAUGAAACUAUAGUUAAAGAUUUGUCUACUCAUAAAUGGAGUUACAAAACUGGUUUAAGCGGGUUUGAGAACCAACUCUUUAGUUCAGAAUCACCUUCGACAUGGUCAGCUCCUUUGGGAAGUGAACCAGUUGUGGUCGAUCUUUUGGGACUUGGAAAAGGAACGGCUUGGAUCAAUGGAAAUAACAUUGGACGUUACUGGCCAGCUUUUCUCUCAGACAUAGAUGGUUGUUCCGCUGAGUACCAUGUUCCUCGGUCUUUCUUGAACUCGGAAGGAGACAACACCUUGGUUUUGUUUGAAGAGAUUGGAGGAAACCCCUCACUUGUCAAUUUUCAAACAAUUGGAGUUGGAAGUGUUUGUGCAAAUGUCUAUGAGAAGAACGUUCUUGAGCUUUCAUGCAAUGGAAAACCGAUUUCUGCCAUCAAAUUUGCUUCCUUUGGUAACCCAGGAGGCGAUUGCGGAUCUUUUGAGAAAGGAACUUGUGAAGCAAGCAACAAUGCUGCGGCUAUCCUCACCCAAGAAUGUGUUGGAAAAGAAAAGUGUUCCAUUGAUGUUUCCGAGGAUAAGUUUGGAGCAGCGGAGUGUGGUGCUUUGGCUAAGAGACUCGCCGUCGAAGCUAUUUGCUAG
Arabidopsis thaliana (thale cress) is the source of this 2340-nucleotide messenger RNA. It is a transcript of the gene BGAL15, whose product is annotated as beta-galactosidase 15. Gene Ontology annotation, molecular function: carbohydrate binding; hydrolase activity, hydrolyzing O-glycosyl compounds; beta-galactosidase activity. NCBI's taxonomy places the organism in Eukaryota, Viridiplantae, Streptophyta, Magnoliopsida, Brassicales, Brassicaceae. The transcript has 15 exons. The coding region runs from base 1 to 2340 and encodes 779 amino acids. Gene Ontology annotation, cellular component: apoplast. Gene Ontology annotation, biological process: carbohydrate metabolic process. The record is from RefSeq and is marked reviewed.